This is a messenger RNA of Meloidogyne enterolobii, 516 nucleotides long. The record is from the annotation of a GenBank genome assembly. Lineage: Eukaryota; Metazoa; Nematoda; Chromadorea; Rhabditida; Meloidogynidae.
AAACAAAAAAUAUUAAAAUUUUACUUUCAGUUUUUUAAAUUUUUAUAUAAAAUGCAAUUUUUUGUCAGAAAUCUCAACGGCAAAACAAUAACUGUGGAGGCAAAUCCCAGUGAUCCCCUCAAAAAGAUAAAAUUACAAAUUCAACAGAAAGAGCAUGUUCCCGUAGAAGAACAAAUAAUUUCAUAUCAAAGCCGAGAACUAAAAAAUGACAAUGCCUCAAUUGCAAAUUUAAAUCUUUUGCCAAAUUCUACUUUGCAAUUGAGUCUCUCACUUCGAGGCGGGGGUGCAUAUGAUCGAACAGAUCCAAAGCUAGUCCAACUAGCCAAAAACUACGAAAUGUUAUGCUCGUGUAUCAGAAAAAUCGAAAAAUUGCCGGAAAUGUGGAUCGUCCGACUUACGGAAAAGAAGUCUGAUGCUAUCAAAACCUCUGUAAACAAUUACAGAUAUACAUAUGUAGUGCAUGUGUCUAUGUAUAAAUCACAUUCUGUAAUAUUUUAUGUUCAUAGAGGACGAUAA